Cornus florida is the source of this 396-nucleotide messenger RNA. RefSeq lists its product as uncharacterized. The transcript has a single exon. Bases 1 to 396 code for a protein of 131 amino acids. NCBI's taxonomy places the organism in Eukaryota, Viridiplantae, Streptophyta, Magnoliopsida, Cornales, Cornaceae. The record is from RefSeq and is a predicted model, not a curated record.
AUGAACCCCUUGAAGUAUGCCUUUGGGGUUUUAGCUGGAAACUUCCUGGGUUUUUUGGUCCACCAAAGAGGUAUUGAGAUGGACAAAAAAAAAGCAAAGGCAAUUAUUAAAGCAAAGUCACCGGCCACUAAGAAAGAAUUACAAAGAUUUCUUGGCCAGGUUGGAUAUUUGAGGAGAUUCAUUGCCAACCAUGCUGAAAAGACUCAUACAUUUUCCCCAUUGCUGAAAUUGAAAGGCGCUAAAGAAUUCAAAUGGACAGAACAGCACCAGCAAGCCUUUGAAGGUUUGAAAGGCAACCUGGCCAACCCUCUAGUGAUGAUGCCUCCAAUCAAGAAGCGGCCUUUAAUAUUAUACUUAUCAGCCGCCGAUGAAUCCAUUGGAACUUUUCUAGCUUAG